CAGACCAAAUCACCAAGGCGAGCUUGAUUUUCACACAAUAUUUUCCGAGGACGGAACGAUGCAGGCCCUGCUGUGUUUGUCAACAGUGCGAAAUUCGUAGCGGCCGUUAUUAUACUUUUAACGAUAUGGAAGUGAUUUCAACAGGGACUUCUAGAUUAUUUUUAACUUCUUCAGUUGAAAAUAAAGACGAUUUAGAAGAGAAAUUCGAAAGAAGUUACCAAUUUCUACUCAGUACAACAGCUGGAUUAAGUGAUAAAGAUGCACACGAGGCUCUCAACAAGGCACUUUUGAAAGAAAAAGGUUAUGAAGAAAUAUCUUUUGGACUUUUGGUUACAAUUUUAACAGAACCCCAUAAUGCACCUAAAAGUUAUAGGGAUUUAACGUUAAUAACUCGUGACGGGUUUGGACUAAUAGUUACAAAUUUAUCGCAAUUAGUGUUUGACAAAUAUUUACGAUUUAAUGAUGUGGUAAAACAACAGUUAAUAUGGCUCUUAAGGGAAAUGAUAAAAAAUGCAGUGAGCAAUGUGGACACUUUGGUGUGGAAUUUGAUGAGGCAUGCAGCAGGAGGUGAUGUAUCCCCAAAAAAUAUUACGCUUAUUGAAUCCCUUCUUGAUGUUUUUAUAGAAUAUAGAAAUUGGUUAGAAAAAUUUCCAGUUUUAAUAGCAUCUGUUGUUUAUACAUAUUUAAGACUAAUAGAAGAUCACAAUGCGCCUUAUCUAACAAAUUUGAGACAGAAAGAAGUCAACUUUUUAAUAAGUAUUAUGAGAGAACAUUUCCAGGAUUGUCUGGUUAUUGGAAGAGAUUUAGUUCGGCUUUUACAAAAUGUAGCAAGACUUACAGAAUUUGAACAAUUAUGGAAAGAUAUUUUACUGUCACCAAAGACUUUAUCCCCCAAUUUUACUGGGGUUUUGCAACUAUUACAAACUAGAACUUCGAGGAGAUUUUUACAGUCGAGAUUAACACCAGAAAUGGAGAGAAAACUUGUCUUUUUAACUUCCCAAGUAAGAUUCGGCCACCAUAAACGCUACCAGGACUGGUUUCAGCGGCAGUACUUAGCUACUCCCGAAUCGCAAAGCCUCCGAUGUGACAUAAUACGUUUUAUAGUUGGUGUUAUACAUCCUACAAAUGAAUUACUGUGUUCAGACAUCAUACCUAGGUGGGCAGUCAUUGGAUGGCUGUUAACAACAUGUACAUCAACUGUAGCUGUAUCUAAUGCAAAAUUGGCACUCUUUUAUGAUUGGUUAUUUUUUGAUAGCGAAAAAGAUAAUAUUAUGAAUAUUGAACCUGCUAUACUAGUUAUGCAUCAUUCUAUGAGGUCACAUCCAGCAGUUUCUGCUACACUGUUAGAUUUUUUGUGCAGAAUUAUAGCAAAUUUCUAUCCACCUUUAGAGGAUAAAGUGAGGGCAGGUAUAUUCACUUCACUGAGACAAAUAUUAGAUAAACGAGUAUUACCUUCAUUGCUGCCUUUAUUUGAUAACUCAAAACUGGAUAGGGAUCUUAGAAGUAUGGUACAAGAAACAUUCAGAGAAUUUUGUACGGCAAUACCUUUCGAAUCAUCUUCAAAAGACAUGUUAAAUAGUCCAAAUUCAGUGAAAUAUGAGGAAAAUGAAUCUGUGUCACUACUCAACAACCAUAUUAUGGAUAGUGAACCAGCAUUUAGUGAUGAUGAGGAAGAACCAAGCUUAAGAAUAAGUACGACUUUAGCAUAUGAUACAGAUGAAGAAGAUGAUUUACCGUUAUCAAAAGUCAAGUUAAAAGAAAAAAAUAAAUCAGAAGUAUUUAUAGAAGGUCCAAUAGGGGAAACACUUCAAAAGUUACAACACGAAACUGAUACUGAUGAGAGAAAUGAUCUAAUGGAAAAGUUAAUUGGACAAGUGAUGGACUUGGAUGAAGAUGAUGAAAAUUUACCAGCUGUAGCCAAAUGUUUGGUCAAUUCUAUAAAAGAUGAGGUGAAGGGAGAGAUAUUUCCAGAUGUACUGACAGAAGAAAAUCUCAUGGAUAGUAUGAAAUCUCCAUUAUUCACUUUAUUCAAAACUUUAUAUGGUUUCAGUAAAGAUGAAUUGGGCAAAGAUGUACUAUAUAAAGUUAUAGCAGAAAUGCACAAUGAAUUACCGAAUCUUGGUUACCUUAUCAUUUAUUACCUCAAAGCGAAAAUUUGGAAGGAAAACAAAAAAGAAGAUCAUUCCGUUGCUAGUGCACUCAAGAUUAGUGUAUACAAAGACUUUUGCCAGAGCAUAGAAAAGAAAGUAGAUAUUUGUUUAUUCGAUGAUUUAUUUGCAUGCCAUCACAGUGAUACUAAAUUGAUGAUGUGGAUAGUGCCAGACCUGUAUAGAGACUUUAAACAACAAACAGUUAAUAAUGCUCAAAUAUUGCGGGUAAUAAUUUCAGCAAUAGAUCCACGGCAGUUACAAACGUUAGUGGGGAAAGUACUUCAGGGUCAUCUAAUGAUGUUUAAGCAAGAAACCAUCAUACCUCUAUUGAAAGCAAGCUUGCAAUGGGAAAGUAUAGAACAGUUCUUCCUGUGGCAACUUGUAAACGCCCACAAUAUAUCCAUAGACACUGUUUUACCAUUAAUAACUGAAUUAGACUAUGAUCUGCAUGCAGAGGCAUUAACGGCAGUCACUCUUAUGUUAAAAAUGGAAAAACCAAAUGCAGAUUACAUCAAAUCUUUAUUUUCUAGGGACAUUUGUGAUAACGGUGAUUUAUUUGUGUUUACAAUUAUUAAAUUUUGGUGUGAUGAGUAUAUAGACAAAGUAGCUGAACUAAUUUCAUCUUUAUUAAGCACAAGGUAUCCAUCAACUUCCCCUAAUAAACGGAAAAGAUCUAGUGCGAGUAAAACAUUAAGUGCUACUGUGCCUAGUGCCGAUCAAGUUCUUGGACACUUGGAAAAACUGAGGAUUAUCUGUGAAAAACAUGACUGUAUGGCAAUUUACACACUUGACUCGAUGCAAAGGGCGCUUAGCAUCGCUCAUAAUAACAGCAAUGAUAGCCAAAGGAAACAAUUUAGUGAAUUGUUUGCACUUAUGGAAGAAGAAGAGGAAGUUAGUGCCACCAAGAGAUCGCAAGGAAGAGGUAGGAAACCUGCUAAUAAAAAUACUGUUGUUAAAAGGCAAAUUGUAAGGGAAAUAUCAGAUACUUCAGAAGAAACUAGUGAAGAGGAAGAAAUUGUGAAACCAAAACAACCGAAGAAAAGAAAAAAAGUGAUGUCUGAUAGCGAUUGACGGAAACAAUCCAUUUACGUGCAAAUCGCUUAUCUAUUCACUAUGCCCUCCUGUUGUGGGAGAGGCGGCUCGUUCUUAGAAGAUACGAUCGCUGAAGUGAAGAAAACACUGCCCAUGCCUCCUAUCAAAACCUAAGGCAAUAAGAUGUCUUGAAAAAAAAAACACCCCUAAA
Diorhabda sublineata is the source of this 3393-nucleotide messenger RNA. RefSeq names its product integrator complex subunit 3 homolog (gene IntS3). The transcript has 3 exons. Bases 126 to 3221 code for a protein of 1031 amino acids. The record is from RefSeq and is a predicted model, not a curated record. NCBI's taxonomy places the organism in Eukaryota, Metazoa, Arthropoda, Insecta, Coleoptera, Chrysomelidae. Gene Ontology annotation, cellular component: cytoplasm.